Seriola dumerili (greater amberjack) is the source of this 1932-nucleotide messenger RNA. Its product is annotated as serine/threonine-protein kinase NIM1-like. Gene Ontology annotation, biological process: intracellular signal transduction; microtubule cytoskeleton organization; protein phosphorylation. Gene Ontology annotation, cellular component: cytoplasm. Bases 240 to 1607 code for a protein of 455 amino acids. NCBI's taxonomy places the organism in Eukaryota, Metazoa, Chordata, Actinopteri, Carangiformes, Carangidae. Gene Ontology annotation, molecular function: protein serine/threonine kinase activity; ATP binding; tau-protein kinase activity. The transcript is spliced from 4 exons. The record is from RefSeq and is a predicted model, not a curated record.
AGAAAGAGCAGCGGUACUGUAACAGUAUCUGGACAAGCAACAUCAUCUUAGAGUAUUUUUCCUGAUGCAUGCAAAUGGUUUUGAAUUCAAAUCAUGCAUCUUACAUUGUUUUUUCUUCAGUUUUUGGUUUGUGGAAUUUUAUUGUCUUGGUAAUUUACCAACUUCUUGUUUUCUAAAAUCUUCAAUAACUUUGAUUACCAAGGAAAGCAGCGUACCCUCCAGUGCCUGGGGUAGGAAUCAUGUAUUUGAACAACAGGAAUAAUGCCAUCAACACAGAAAGGAGUAAAAAGAACAUAAGAGGAAAAGCAUGGGGCCACAUGAAGACAGCUUCAUGUCAGGAGGAGAUCAUCAACCGGAUGUCCCCAAAGUUGGGGAGAAAGCUGGAGACAAAGGAGAACAUGACGGAGGAGCAGGAGUCGAUGCAGCGCACGGCCUUAGGGAAGGCCCUCCAUGAUCAGACCCAUUCAGAGAGAGUGAUGAAUGAUCUGAUUUUUGGACGACGGGUGGGGCUUUACGAGCUGAGAGGGGAAAUCGGCUCUGGCAACUUCUCCCAGGUUAGACUGGGAAUACAUGACCUGACCAAAGAGAGAGUGGCAGUAAAAAUCCUGGAUAAAGUGCGUCUAGACAAGCACUCGCACAGGCUUUUUGCCUCUGAAAUCUCUUGCAUGGAGAAGGUGGCUCACCCCAACAUAGUGCGGCUGUAUGAGGUGGUGGAGACGUUCAAGCGUCUCUAUCUGGUGAUGGAGUACGCCAGUGGGGGAGAGCUGUUCUCCCGUAUCAGCACCAGGGGGCGCCUGUCAGACCUGGAGGGCAAGCUUGUGUUCUCUCAGAUCCUGUCUGCAGUCAAACAUAUGCAUGAUAACAAUAUUGUCCACAGGGACCUGAAGGCAGAGAAUGUUUUCUACACCAGCACUUACUGUAUUAAAGUGGGCGACUUUGGUUUUAGCACAUUCUGCUGCCCCAGCGAUGUCCUUCACACAUUCUGCGGCUCUCCACCUUACGCUGCCCCUGAGCUGUUCAAAGAGAAAGGUUACAUUGGUCACUAUGCAGAUAUUUGGGCGCUGGGUAUCUUGCUUUACUUCAUGGUGACUGCCACCAUGCCAUUCAAAGCUACUAACACAGGAAGGCUCAGACGUUGUAUCCUGCAGGGCUCUUAUACCAUCCCCUCCUUUGUACCUAAAUCAUGCCAGGAGAUCAUUAAGGGCCUCUUGAGGUCUGUGCCUGUUGAUCGCCUCACUAUGGCACAGAUCAUGUCCAGCGAGUGGAUGAGAGGCAUUGAGUAUCCCCAGGCCUACCCCUCUUACAGCCCUACACCCUCCCAUCUGGUUGAGACCAACUACAUCCUCAGCUCAGAUGAACUAAAUGUCAAAGCUGCUCUGGAGGAUCUCGGCAUCACCAGGGUCCAUCUCCUCAACAGCCUAGACUUAAGAAGCCCCGUUACCGGGACAUACCGGAUUUUGCUACAUCGCAUCCAAAAGAGGAGAUCUGUGGAAGCUGUGGGCUACAACCAGUUAUGCACCAAAGAGUCCCAGAAUAGACUCAGAUGGACAGGGGGCUCAGACGGGCAGCUAAAUAAGCGUCACUCUGUUGUCUGUAUCGUCAUGUAGUUUGGUUUCUUCAAAGAAUAGUUCACCAUUUUGAAACAUAUUCUUAUUUACCUAAUUCCAAAGUGUUUGAUGAGAAGAUUGUUACCACCCUCAUAUGUGUGUGUUAAGCAUGGAGCUGGAGCCCGGAGGUUUAGCUUGGUCCUUUCUUGUUAUCACUGUAGGGUGAUAACAAGGACCAAGCUAGACAAUGAGUCAACGAGUUGAGACAUUACACAGAAAUAUGCAUAAACUGUGGCUCAUCAAGAAAUAGUUAAGCAAACCAAAUACAACAUGUUAAUUAGUGAAUUCUGCUCAUAGCUAUUUUUGAACUUUGGAGUGAGCUGGG